Molecule: messenger RNA, 476 nt
Organism: Cuscuta epithymum
Lineage: Eukaryota; Viridiplantae; Streptophyta; Magnoliopsida; Solanales; Convolvulaceae
Source: the annotation of a GenBank genome assembly
GUGCAAUAUUCAUGUAUCGGUUAAGUAUUGGAAACAGAAAAAUGUGGGAGACUUCAAUGAAUGGCCUUCUUAGCUUAGUUCGAAGGACUACUCCAUGUUUUACAUAUCUGCGUGAGAAGAUUGGAAGCUCUUUUACUGACAAGAUGGAUGCGCUUGCAUGCUUUGCUCCAGGCAUGCUAGCUUUAGGGGCUUCCGGUUAUGGUCCCACAGAAUCACAGAAGUUCUUGUCUCUGGCAGAAGAGAUAUACUGUUGUGUGUUAUGUAGAAUUGUGAAGUAUCAUCCUUUUUCCCCUAGACAUCAUUCAGGUUUUGUAGUAUCAAGAAAACCAAUUCUUGAUAAAUAAAGAUUCUUUAUGGAACAACUGUCAGCGAUGGUCAAGAUGGAUUUGGAAGAUGAGGCUGGUUACUCAAUUACUCCACAUCAAUCUGAACCUUCCCUGUAGAGUUACUACAGUGGAUCAGGGUCCAUGUUUUUA